This is a messenger RNA of Solea senegalensis (Senegalese sole), 1844 nucleotides long. It is a transcript of the gene higd1a, whose product is annotated as HIG1 hypoxia inducible domain family, member 1A. Gene Ontology annotation, cellular component: mitochondrion. The transcript has 4 exons. The record is from RefSeq and is a predicted model, not a curated record. Gene Ontology annotation, biological process: mitochondrial respirasome assembly. The coding region runs from base 88 to 432 and encodes 114 amino acids. NCBI's taxonomy places the organism in Eukaryota, Metazoa, Chordata, Actinopteri, Pleuronectiformes, Soleidae.
CAUUUGAGAGCAGACUGGCAGCCCAUCAUCAGUGAUAUUAGAUAUUUUAUUUUUAAUUUGAGGGUAGCUGAAUGGGUGUUUAGGUGAAUGCUGGGAUUUGGGUGCGCAGGAGAUUUCAGUAUGAGAGGCCAGACGAGCUCAGCUGCAGUCAGGAUGUCUGCCUAUGACCAGAAUGAUUCCAAGUUGAUGCGGAAAGUGAAGGAGAACCCAUUUGUUCCAGUUGGAAUUGCAGGAUUCUUUGCCAUCGUUGGCUACAGACUGAUGAAGAUGAAGAGUCGAGGAGACACAAAGAUGUCGGUGCACCUUAUCCACAUGCGUGUAGCUGCGCAAGGCUUUGUGGUCGGAGCCAUGACAGUUGGUGUCCUUUAUAAAAUGUACAAUGAUUACAUCGUAAAACCCCGAGAAGAACAGAAAGCGACGCAAGACAAGUGAACCCAGCCUCUUCCACACUUGCUUUAUGUCCCUCAUACUUAUGUAUUAUCUACACCAGAGGUCCCAAACGUGUGGCCGCCCAAUCAAUUCCCUGCGGCCCGCCACUUAAUGUCAAGUUCUGAGUUAUUUCCGUAUGAAAGAAGGACUUAUUUUCACUCGCUGACCACCUACUGACCAAGCUAGACAGUCAGUGGCCCCCAGGUCAUUUGAGUUUGAGACCUCUGAUCUACACAGAUGUAUCAUAUUAUUUUAACAGGCACACAUCUGUUUAGCAGCUCACCUCUUCUGUACAUGGCUGUAAUGUAUUGAUGAUACUUCCACCAUAGGGUCUAGCUGGUGUACCACUGAUCCCAGCCACUGGACUCUCUGUGUGUCUGUGGUUAUAAACCCUGCUGGUUUGAUGUUCUGACAUGACUCGACUCGAGUUUUAUUGUCUCUUUUAAAUGAUCAAUGGUAAGUCAGUGGAAGAUAAAAUGCAGGAUGUGUAGCAUAUUUAAAAACCGUGACCAACCUGGUCAUUUAGUUUCAACCACCAUCAUUGCCACAGUAUAUUCUUGUAUAUAUUAUAGCCCCUUUUUAUUUAUUUAUUUAUUUUUAAAAAAGGGCCUCUGAAUAUACGCAAGGUAUACUUUGACAACUCUGGGCUUACAGAUAAGACCUGAGCUCUCAGAACACCAUUCCAAAAAAAACAAAAUGUUUAAAUGAUGACAUGGAAACGAAAAUAAAAUAAAAUAAAACAGCUUAAAAGGGCCACAUUUCUUUAUUAGACCAUAUGAGCAUAUUGUACAAUUACACUGGGCUUCAUUUAAAAGAUAUUCCAAUUGUUAUCAUUAUGCUGUGAUUUACAGGGAUCCAGAAUUUCACAAGCCCUCAACUGACCUCUAAACCUACAGACAGGUGUGCAUACAAACAACUGUAUUACCUGCUUCAUGACAUAUAUGCCUUAAUUUAUAAACACAAAGCCAAGCUUUAGAUAUUUUGUGCAAAUACAGAGCAGGGUAUUUUAGAAUAUUUUUUGUUUUGUUUUGUUUGGUUUUUCAUUAGGAAAUAAAGUGACAAGUAUUUUCAUUCUGAAAUGCUGCUGUGUUUCUCUUGCACUAAAGAGUAAAUCAUCAUACACUCGAAUAACCUCUGUACUGACGGAUGAACUGAUUAAACAAAAAAUAAAACGUUUAAGGAAACGUCAUCCACAAUGAAAACAAAAACUGGACAAAGCUUUUUAUGAAAGUAGGAUUAAAUUUUUAAUAUAUUGUAUCCCAAACUGCCAAAUGAUUGAUCACAAAGGUUCAGCUGUGAUAUAUAUUCCUUUUUCUUUUUUUUUAACCUCCUAAUGGAACUUUUUUUGUGAUCACUUACUGUUGUCCUACUCGGUGUCCCAAAAAAGUCUCCAAACAAUAAAACCAUUGAAUGUG